Molecule: messenger RNA, 1526 nt
Organism: Microplitis demolitor
Lineage: Eukaryota; Metazoa; Arthropoda; Insecta; Hymenoptera; Braconidae
Exons: 3
Coding region: 1048-1524 (158 amino acids)
Source: RefSeq, a predicted model, not a curated record
GGUUCUAAUCUUUCCGUGUAGUGGGCGGGAUUUUUGAAAAUUGUCUAACAUAAAUUGAUUAAUUUUUCAUAGGAGUGUGCAAAUACUCGCGAAUUGUUCGAUUCAAUUUGCCUUGAAAAUUCGAAAUGUCCGAAUAGUUAAAAAAAAAUCCGAACUUUUUUCAAUCUCACGUUCAUUUAAUUUAUGAUCCUAUGAACUAAUUUUAGGUAAAAAUAUAAUAAUAUCAUAGUUUUUCAAUUAGAGAAAGUCAUAAAUACUAAAUUUCUCAGAUGCAAUAAUAUUAUUCACCGAAGAUUCGGAAAAAUUUCGAACUACUCGAAUCUUUUGAACUAUUCUAAUAUUACAAAAUAUUCGAUAUUCGACUCGAAUAUUGACUUGACUACAACUAUUCGAUUCGAUUUGAUUCGAUCUGAACAAGAUUCGCACACCCCUAAUUUUUAGGCAAUGAAUGUUCAUCUUUGUGAAAAUAAUUAUUGCCGACAAUUAUAAGAAUCUUGUAACUUUAAACUUUUUGUAGUUGUGCACUUAAAUAAAAAAAAAAAAAUUCAACUAAAAAUACAUUUUUAUUCAAGUGAUACUUCGUUUCAGUCUUCAAGACUGGCGAUUCGCCCAGUCAAUGAUUGCCGUUAAAAUUAAAAACUGAUAUUUAAAUAUUUUCAAUUCAUAAUAGUUUUUCUAAUAUCGUAAUUGAAAUUGCAUAAAAUAUGUAGGUCAGUAAAUAUUUUUUUGCAAAUCGAUUUCUUGCACAGCAACAAUGUUUAAAAGGGACAGUUGACCAUAGACGCAAAAACAGUGAAUGUGCAUUAAAUUAGAAGCUCACACAUGCAACAAUCGAAUUACGGAUGGACACGUAUCCUUUGCAACAUCGCAAAAGAAAAUAUUACUCAUUUAUUUAUUUUACUGCGUUAGUUACAGCAAGAGAGUCAAAGAGAGCAGACACGUAUUUAGCCGGCAUCUAUUUAUUGAUUUCACUCCUUAGCUUAAUAAAUAAUUGUAGACAUAAAAUUUUAAUUUAUAAAACAGUUUAAAUAAUUUCAAAUCAUCAUAAUGAAGCGGAUGGUGGAGAUAAUUAUGUGUUUUUUAUGUGUGAGUGCAGUCCAAAGCCACCUCAUCGAAUAUUUAAAUUUUUCAUCUUCAGCAAUUAACGAUAUUCCGAUUUCGCAAAAUCACACGAGAAAGUUACUAGAAUUGUGUUUUUUCAAUCGAAUGAAUCCUGUGGCUAUAAGUAAAGAUUUGGUUGGAGCUUUUCACGGAAUCACAGACAAUGGGGGAAGAAAUAUUUCUGUUAUAACAAUAGAUGAAUAUUUAUACUGGCAAAACUACAAAGGUUUGAAUUUUCUUGCUUAUCCAUCUUUUGCAACGAUUAUUCUGUCAGCCGAUUACACCAAAGAUUACUCCUUCAAGAGUGUCUCACCAGCAAACAAUUACCUCAGAGAACAGUUCGAAAUUUUGAAUUAUUGGAGCAGCACAACGCUAUUUUUGGUUGCUGGGAACCAGUGCGGCGAUGCAUCAAAAACGUUGUGAUG